Molecule: messenger RNA, 663 nt
Organism: Sclerotinia borealis F-4128
Lineage: Eukaryota; Fungi; Ascomycota; Leotiomycetes; Helotiales; Sclerotiniaceae
Source: the annotation of a GenBank genome assembly
AUGGCGAAUAGAUUCGGCGCAUCUUCCCUCCACCAACGCGAUCCGCGCAGUACGCUUUUUGAAAAUUAUAAUGGAGGGCCGAGUUUGAGUGCUGGGGGGCAGGGGAGGAAUGGCGGUGCGAGUGGGAGUGGGAGUGGGAGUCGAGGGGCAAGUCCGGCGCCGAGGGGGUAUGGAUAUACGGGGGGUGGAGGGGGAGUAGGGGGUUAUGAUGGGAGAGGAGGGGGGUAUGGGGAGAGGGAGGUGGAGGAUAGAAGUGCAAGUGGUGCGGGGUUUAGAUCGGCGACGCCGAAUACUAGAGGCCAGUAUAGCGAUGCGGUACUCAACGAGCUCGAGAGUCAGAAUGACGAUCAGGUCGAGGGAAUUAUGGGGAAGGUUCGGCAACUGAAAACCAUGACGAUAGCCAUCGGCGACGAAAUCCGCGACUCUUCAGCCCUGGCCGAGAAAAUGAACGAUAAUUUUGAAGGCGCAAGGGUACGCAUUCGAGGAACGAUGAAUCGAAUGUUGAUCAUGAGUCAGAAGACGGGGGUGAGUUGGAAGAUCUGGUUGUUGUUUUUUGCGGCGGUGGGGGGGCUUUUCUUUUGGGUUUGGGUUUUUUUGAUGAGGAGAGGAGUGGAAUGGAAUGGAAAGAUGGGAAUGGGUGAGGAAGGAGGGGGAGAGAGAUGA